AUCUGCUACUCUCUCGAGCCCUCAAUUGCGAUCGCUGCCAUCUCUCCAUGGUUUAUGAGUGGUAGCCGUCAUGUCGCUUGACCGACGCACCCGAUGAGCUGCUCACCACCCUGCAGCCUGUCUCGCCCACCCACCCUACCAUGUCCUCCUCGAAUGUCCGGGUAUUCGUACAAUGGAAGGACUCGACCGUGUUCGCUGGCGAAGACAUAGAAUGCACAAUUACAUUCAAGAACGUAGCGUCCCCCGAAGGACACGAUCGCUCUCCAGUCCGGAAGCAGAACGGAUUCGCGACUGGCGGGGAGCGACAGCGCAAACUGCUUCCAGUUCACUCCUCAACGAGGCCCUCUGUAUCCCACACUUCCUCAUUCACUUCUCAGUUGCCGCCCCCGCACCUUCGCGGACACCGUCCAGCGCUAUCGCUACACGCUCAUUCCACCGCUGGAGAGCGCCGUUCGCCUAUUCCACUGGGCGCAGCAUCAGGCAAUAACACCAGUGGGAAGAACCAUGGGAGAUCACUAUCAAUUAUAUCACUAGGCACAGAUGUUGGAACAGAAGUCAGUCAUGAAAGGGGCAUACAAAUCAGACGACCGACUCGAGGGCACGGCAGAUCAGCGAGUCUACAGGUCGUGCCAGGGAGACCAAACUCCUAUCCAGUCGCCUCGCCAGGCCAUCGCUCAGCAACUCAUCCUUCUCCGCUUUCAGGUGGAGCCUCAUCUCCCCCAAUAGUUCAGGAGCCCCCGGGCGAGUUCACAUUCCCUAUACGACCUGCGAGGAGGCGACCGGGCAUAUCGACUACUCCGAGCACUCCCGCUCUUCCGAUUACAACACGAAAGCCCUCGAAUUCUUUCUCCCAAAGCUUCAAGUUUCCCGCCGCACCUUCACCAGAAGAUGCCUCAACAGAACAAAUUACUAGUAAUCCACCCACACAAGUUACCCAAGCCCGGCGGCAAUCCCCUCGACUGCAGAAUGAAAAUCGACGGAUGCAACCGAACUCCCACUCCGAAACGCUCUCGCCCGUAGCUCGAGUACUAUCUGGGUCAAGCAUGGACGGCACUCCGCGCAGCAGCGGGGAGUUCUACUCUGUGAGCAACAACUCGAAUGAGACUCUAGCCUCCGAAUACACAGCCAAUCCCUCUAUGCGUCUACUACAACGGCCAAUGCAUCAACGGCGAACAUCUCAAUUGGCUCCACCCAACCGACAAAGCCGCCCUGAGUCUCUCAUGAUGGGAUAUGCUCAGAUAAUGGGAUCUUUCACUCUGGAUGGGUCACUGAUCAACCAAGCGCCUUUUGAGGAAGUCAAGAGGAAAGGAGUAGUCGGCGGUCAGGGUGGAGGCGGUGUCGUUGGGGUGGAAAGAACGAAGCGCGAAAGUGGUUUGUUCGGCGCACUCGGCUGGGGCAAUAUCGGGGAGUCCCUAGGCGGUUUACUGGGCGCAUCGGAGCCUUCUAGUAUCCGAGAGAUGAGAGGCAUCGCCAGCUCGAAAACUGUCCCGCUCAUAUCCACACCGCAGUCCAUCUUGUUUGUGGAUCUCAAACUUGCUCCAGGGGAAAGUCGCAGCUAUACGUACAGUUUUACAAUACCUCGAGGUUUACCGCCUUCGCAUAAGGGCCGGUCGAUGAAGGUCGCAUACAACAUAACCAUUGGUACACAGCGCGCUGGUUCCACCAAAGACCAACAAGUGAGGCAGGUAGAUGUCCCUUUCCGGGUCUUUGGCAGUGUGAAUGGCCGUGGUGAGAUCCUUGGGCAUGACUUGAUGUCUCCAUAUAUCAUAUUGCGCGAUCAAGCCCGAACUGCAAGCGUAGGCGCUGCAGCGACUGCAAAGUCUUCUCUUUUGAUUACGAAGGUCUCUCCAUCAGAAACCUCCAACCACCACGCGUUCGGCGACUUCCUCGAAUAUGUCGACAACCUCCUAGAUCGACCACGGCAAAACUCAAGCAUGGGACUGCUCUCACCAACUGAGACAUUGCCUGGCCGUUUCUCAAUGGCCGAGGAACCUCAAACUAUCAAAGAAGCCAUCGACAUGGCUAUCCUCCGUAGCAACCUGACAGGUGCAGCGAAUCAGAGCGCCAACCGCUUCGAGAUCGCUCGUAGCGGUCGGCGCGUAGCGGUCAUUACGUUGGCUCGGCCUGCGUACCGGCUUGGUGAGACCAUGUCCGCUGUGAUCGACUUCACCGACUCACACAUCCCCUGCUAUUCCGUUCAUGUCUCGCUAGAGACGUCGGAGAAAGUGGACCCUGCGAUAGCGCUGCGGUCGAACGCAUCCAUUUAUCGCGUCACAAAGAAGGUACACGCAUCCUUUUCUGAAAACGCGCUGUUUGCACAAAAGCUUGCAUUUUCGCCUACAAUACCUCCAAACGCGACCCCAGAGUUCAUCACAAGCGGUGUAAGUCUGGAGUGGAAGUUGAGGGUCGAAUUUAUCACACCGCGCUUGGCACACGAGGACGGGGAAGAAGCGUUGUGGGACGAGCUGCUGGAAGAGAUAUCUAGUGAUGACAGAGGCGUGAUUCUAGCAGCGGCGCAAAGGCUACCAGCCGAGAGUUUCGAAGUACAGGUCCCGAUCCGGGUGUAUGGAGCCGUGAGUGGCGCCCCCGAAGCUCCAGACGAAGAAGGGUUGCCAGUAUGAGAAGAAAGUCAAUGGCAUUAUUCGCCACGCUUCACUACCAAACCCCACCAGUCUCCAUGAUUACUACGCCAAGUGCAGCGUUCAAUCACAUUAUCAUAAGAGUUUCAGAGCGAGCGUCGAUUUCAGUAACACUCUUUCUUUCAGCGGGUAGCGGUUAUUAUUCAAUGUAUAUGAUAGGAUGCUGAGGAUAGGUGAUGAAGCUUUGGAAGCCGUGGAAGAGAGAUUUGUAGUAUACCAGCUCGGAUUGGAGCAAGGGCAUAACAUGUCCAGUAAUUUCAUCUGUUGUGAACAAACUCGUCGUUUUUGUGAGUUGAUUAGAUGUGGCUGAUACUUUACAGGUUGAGCUACAGAAGGACGAGGUACAAAUCUCAAUAUUCUAUUUCUCCCU
Cucurbitaria berberidis CBS 394.84 is the source of this 3009-nucleotide messenger RNA. Its product is annotated as Rgp1-domain-containing protein. The coding region runs from base 141 to 2621 and encodes 826 amino acids. The transcript has 3 exons. Gene Ontology annotation, cellular component: Ric1-Rgp1 guanyl-nucleotide exchange factor complex; Golgi membrane. The record is from RefSeq and is a predicted model, not a curated record. Lineage: Eukaryota; Fungi; Ascomycota; Dothideomycetes; Pleosporales; Cucurbitariaceae. Gene Ontology annotation, biological process: retrograde transport, endosome to Golgi.